Mya arenaria is the source of this 5489-nucleotide messenger RNA. RefSeq names its product hemicentin-1-like. Gene Ontology annotation, molecular function: cell adhesion molecule binding. The record is from RefSeq and is a predicted model, not a curated record. Gene Ontology annotation, cellular component: cell-cell junction. Gene Ontology annotation, biological process: cell-cell adhesion. Lineage: Eukaryota; Metazoa; Mollusca; Bivalvia; Myida; Myidae. The transcript is spliced from 18 exons. The coding region runs from base 59 to 4354 and encodes 1431 amino acids.
CAGCUGUAUAAAGUUUACAGCCACCAUUCUUUUGAGUUAAAUUUAUUAACUUAUUGAGAUGAUGUUGACGUAUUUUGUAAUUCUGCUGGUCGGACGAGUGCGCAGCGGAACAUUGACGGGGAACGGGAAGUCUGGAGGUUUCACAGUCCAAGAAAACGCAUCCCUUGAAGUGACGUGUUCAACGUCAAUCGAUGCUGGAGAAAUAUUUAUUGCUGAAAAAUCAUCGCGAUUGCAUGUUUUGGCAUCGCGAUUGCAUGUUUUGGGAAGGGCCAGAUUACAUAACGGGUCAAGAGGCUGUGUAAUCUACCAUUUGCGGCCGCCAUUACUCAGCUGCUCAUGCGUCAGUAGUAGGGAAUUAAUCUGUGUCAUCAGAACCGUCACCAGAGCCAUGAACGGGGAUGUUUGGUUUUGUUUAUAUAAAGGCGAUAGUUUCGACAGGGAGGGGGGAAUAAUAGUCGUAACAGUCGGGAUAACAUCGGUGUCUAUGGUAUCACCGGCGGGCAACUCCGUGUCCAUCAUAGAAGACACUGCCCAGCAUUUCCGAUGUGAGACAUCUGUUGGGAACCCACAGGCCACCGUUGAGUGGUACAAGGAUAACGGUACACUGGACAGGUCGGAUGACACGGAAAUUAUUACCGGGAAAGAGACAAACACUAGCGCAAGUGUUACCCUGAUUGUGACUGUCGGUAAACUGAGUUUGACUGUGCAGAGAAACGAUCAUAAAGUGGGCGUGUACUGCAGGGCAAACAACGGUGGGGAUUGGCUAUACUCCUCCAGCGUUGUCUUAGAUGUUCAGUUUGGACCUAAAGUGCAACUUCCUCAGACUUAUGACGUUUUGGAGGGCAGUGUCGUAAACUAUUCAUGUUCUUUCAUCCCUGGGAACCCCCCUUCUCAGACAUCCUUUGUCUGGACGAGGUCAAUUGACCGUAGGCAAUGGAACAGCCCGUUUUUCAGUAUUGCCUCUGUGCAGAAAUUAGAUGACGACAUGUACACAUGCACCGCGACGCCUGCUGGAUCUCCCGCCCAGACUGGAAAUAGCGGAACCAUGCACCUUAAUGUUCAGUUCGGGAUAACAUCGGUGUCUAUGGUAUCACCGGCGGGCAACUCCGUGUCCAUAAAAGAAGACACUGCCCAGCAUUUCCGAUGUGAGACAUCUGUUGGGAACCCACAGGCCACCGUUGAGUGGUACAAGGAUAACGGUACACUGGACAGGUCGGAUGACACGGAAAUUAUUACCGGGAAAGAGACAAACACUAGCGCAAGUGUUACCCUGAUUGUGACUGUCGGUAAACUGAGUUUGACUGUGCAGAGAAACGAUCAUAAAGUGGGCGUGUACUGCAGGGCAAACAACGGUGGGGAUUGGCUAUACUCCUCCAGCGUUGUCUUAGAUGUUCAGUUUGGACCUAAAGUGCAACUUCCUCAGACUUAUGACGUUUUGGAGGGCAGUGUCGUAAACUAUUCAUGUUCUUUCAUCCCUGGGAACCCCCCUUCUCAGACAUCCUUUGUCUGGACGAGGUCAAUUGACCGUAGGCAAUGGAACAGCCAGUUUUUCAGCAUUGCCUCUGUGCAGAAAUUAGAUGACGACAUGUACACAUGCACCGCGACGCCUGCUGGAUCUCCCGCCCAGACUGGAAAUAGCGGAACCAUGCACCUUAAUGUUCAGUUCGGGAUAACAUCGGUGUCUAUGGUAUCACCGGCGGGCAACUCCGUGUCCAUCAUAGAAGACACUGCCCAGCAUUUCCGAUGUGAGACAUCUGUUGGGAACCCACAGGCCACCGUUGAGUGGUACAAGGAUAACGGUAUACUGGACAGGUCGGAUGACACGGAAAUUAUUACCGGGAAAGAGACAAACACUAGCGCAAGUGUUACCCUGAUUGUGACUGUCGGUAAACUGAGUUUGACUGUGCAGAGAAACGAUCAUAAAGUGGGCGUGUACUGCAGGGCAAACAACGGUGGGGAUUGGCUAUACUCCUCCAGCGUUGUCUUAGAUGUUCAGUUUGGACCUAAAGUGCAACUUCCUCAGACUUAUGACGUUUUGGAGGGCAGUGUCGUAAACUAUUCAUGUUCUUUCAUCCCUGGGAACCCCCCUUCUCAGACAUCCUUUGUCUGGACGAGGUCAAUUGACCGUAGGCAAUGGAACAGCCAGUUUUUCAGUAUUGCCUCUGUGCAGAAAUUAGAUGACGACAUGUACACAUGCACCGCGACGCCUGCUGGAUCUCCCGCCCAGACUGGAAAUAGCGGAACCAUGCACCUUAAUGUUCAGUAUAAGUCAAGUGUAACACAGUUUCAUGUCACUGGAAACAGAAACGAAGCAAACGUAACACAAACAGAGAAAAGUAGUACGACAUUUACCUGCAUGGUGGAUAGCAACCCUCCAUCAACCAUCAAGAUUAAAAAGGACGGUGAACUGCGGAGAUCCGUCAAUCACUCGACACAGCUGGAGUACACGAUUGAAAAUCUGUCAUGCACGGAUGCUGGGCUGUACACUUGUGAUGCCAGCAACCAGUUUAAUUUCAAAAAACAUUCAACAAAGGAUUUGCAUAUGUUGGUAACAUGUUCACCUAGGCGCCCGCCUGGUAAGGAUAUCAAGUUGAACUUUACUGCUCGAUUACAUAAUAGUGUAACACUGCAGUACACUGUGGUCGCAUACCCAGUACCGAGCGCUUCACAGUUCGUCUGGAAAAGAUGUUUUAGGAGAAAAAUGUGCAUACAAUUAUCAAAUAUCACCGCAAAAUAUGAAAUUACAACAAGUGGCUUGUCGAGUAGCUUGACCAUUGUAGAUACUGAUAUUGAUGAUUUCGGAGCCUACAGUCUUUCAGUUAAAAAUGGCAUUGGCAAGGAACUAGUCGAGGAUUUGUUUCUGCAACCAUUCGUCGGGAUAACAUCGGUGUCUAUGGUAUCACCGGCGGGCAACUCCGUGUCCAUCAUAGAAGACACUGCCCAGCAGUUCCGAUGUGAGACAUCUGUUGGGAACCCACAGGCCACCGUUGAGUGGUACAAGGAUAACGGUACACUGGACAGGUCGGAUGACACGGAAAUUAUUACCGGGAAAGAGACAAACACUAGCGCAAUUGGUACCCUGAUUGUGACUGUCGGUAAACUGAGUUUGACUGUGCAGAGAAACGAUCAUAAAGUGGGCGUGUACUGCAGGGCAAACAACGGUGGGGAUUGGCUAUACUCCUCCAGCGUUGUCUUAGAUGUUCAGUUUGGACCUAAAGUGCAACUUCCUCAGACUUAUGACGUUUUGGAGGGCAGUGUCGUAAACUAUUCAUGUUCUUUCAUCCCUGGGAACCCCCCUUCUCAGACAUCCUUUGUCUGGACGAGGUCAAUUGACCGUAGGCAAUGGAACAGCCCGUUUUUCAGUAUUGCCUCUGUGCAGAAAUUAGAUGACGACAUGUACACAUGCACCGCGACGCCUGCUGGAUCUCCCGCCCAGACUGGAAAUAGCGGAACCAUGCACCUUAAUGUUCAGUAUAAGUCAAGUGUAACACAGUUUCAUGUCACUGGAAACAGAAAUGAAGCAAACGUAACACAAACAGAGAAAAGUAGUACGACAUUUACCUGCAUGGUGGAUAGCAUUCCUCCAUCAACCAUCAAGAUUAAAAAGGACGGUGAACUGAGGAGAUCCGUCAAUCACUCGACACAGCUGGAGUACACGAUUGCAAAUCUGUCAUGCACGGAUGCUGGGCUGUACACUUGUGAUGCCAGCAACCAGUUUAAUUUCAAAAAACAUUCAACAAAGGAUUUGCAUAUGUUGGUAACAUGUUCACCUAGGCGCCCGCCUGGUAAGGAUAUCAAGUUGAACUUUACUGCUCGAUUACAUAAUAGUGUAACACUGCAGUACACUGUGGUCGCAUACCCAGUACCGAGCGCUUCACAGUUCGUCUGGAAAAGAUGUUUUAGGAGAAAAAUGUGCAUACAAUUAUCAAAUAUCACCGCAAAAUAUGAAAUUACAACAAGUGGCUUGUCGAGUAGCUUGACCAUUGUAGAUACUGAUAUUGAUGAUUUCGGCGCCUACAGUCUUUCAGUUAAAAAUGGCAUUGGCAAGGAACUAGUCGAGGAUUUGUUUCUGCAACCAUUCGAAGUUGCCGAUGCUAAACCACACAUCGCUGCAAUUGCUGGUGGUGUUACUGCUGGGGUUAUAACGAUGGUAGCCAUUGUUGUCGUCUUCUGUCUUCUUCGAAAAGGUUCACGUUCAAGACCUACGGUACCUGUUGCUGAGAUUCCUGGUCAUAGCGCUGCCGUAACGUACGAAACUCUAUCAGCGAAGAACAACACACCUGUUUACGACGCUUUAGAGGAUGCCGUAUACCAAAACACGAUGGCGAAGAACCAAGUGCAGACAGCGCUUUAAGUGGAACAUCCGAAUUCAAUGUAUGAUGAGCUCAAGAGCUCAUGAGCAAUGAUGAUCAAUUGUUAUCGAUACUCCGCAAUGUCAUUUGUAGAUUGUUAAAUAUGUAUAUAUACUGAUAAGAAAAUGAGAUUAUGCUGCGAAUUGUGAACGAAAUGUAUAUCCAUCCAAAAAGAGUCAAUCUAUUUCAUAUAAAAGCAAAUAAUGACAUACAACUUGACACUUAAUUAUCAACAUCUAAUAUAUCUCGUUAGUUUUCUUUCAAUUCAUUCCAAGAAAAAGUAGUUACGGACGGACCUAUUUGUUAACGGGAAAUACUUAAGACCUGACUCUAUCUCCUGUUCAUCGUUUAGCUUCUGAGUGACCUAGAGGCUUCAGAUGAACUAACGCUGAAGUUUACGGAGAUCAUCCCUUCCAUUCCAAGAUUAACGCUGUGACGAGUUAUGCCAAAACUGUUUAGAUCGCAAAAGUAAAGACGAUUCUGUGAUAAUCAACUCAACUAUCGUUCAUUCAACAGAAUCGGCAACUCUCUUUGGAAUAGGCCUCCAUUAAUCGUUCUAAUAUAACCGUGCUGUUUAAUCUUCUAAAAGUACUGGUGUAUUGAUUUUAGUAAUUUACAUAUAUUUUGAUAUGAUGAAACAUUAUCAGAAAUAUGUCAAUUAUUAUUGUCUGCCUGUAGGAACAAUUACCCGGCGAAUACUACUCACGUGUAUGACAUAAUCAAUCCAUUUGUAUUAUAAGGUGUCAUCAGCUUUUUAAUUUUAAUGCUGUUUUUUGUUCAAUGUUUUAUUGUUAUAUAUUAAUACUAUAUUAACUGUACGUGUUGCUCUUAAAACAGUUACAUGUUUUCCCUUACAAAGUAAUUAAUAUAAACCACCUAAGAUUACUUGUGUUUCUUGUUCGGCAAGUUAUUGAAACAGGUGCGACGACUGAACUCGUAUUACAUGUGUUUUACUAGUGUAAUAGGGCAGUAACAUGGCAAUGGCACUGGAGUGGUUUUCGUAGUUGAUAGGGAUUGACCCUAUCACUGGUUGAUUUUGCAAAACAACAACUUGUAUUUUAUUUUGCCUUAUCAUUUACAUGUUUACCAACUUUAACACGAUAUAAAAUUCAUUGCUUAAUGUAAUAUAUGUGCACA